AGGGGCAGGGACAGGGGCAACAACAGGGGGCUUCAGUGGAGGAAGGGGCGGCAGGAGGGAAUCAAGCUCCAGCGGGAGGGGCGGGAGGUCGGCUGGAGCGGCUGAGCAAGUGGGACUUCCUGGUGCUGAACGCGCUGGGGGACAUGGACGACCUGCUGGGUGUUGUGUUCCCGGAUGACAACACCGGGGACGACACCUCCGACUACACCUCACCCGAGGGAGCCCGCAUGCGGGUCCCCAACCCCGAGCGGGACGAGUCCUUCUUCUUCCGCAAACCCGAGGAAUGGAAGAAAGAGCAGGCGGAAGGGGAGGGUGAUGCAGGUGAUGCAGCAGCAGAAGGGAAGGAGGAGGGGAGGGGCUCCUCCUCCCCCCGCCCCGGCAAGCCCCCCGGUGCGAGCGGUCCGGUGCCCCGGCGGGGUCCCUGGGGUGACCUGACCCCCGGGCAGGUGCGCAGCCGCAUCGCCAAGUCGGGGCGGUGCAGCGCGCUGGUCAAGGUCACCCCCGACCUCUCCGACCUGCUGCUAGGCCACGUCACGUGGUGGGGCUACGCGUCCAUGCUGCGGAUCUACAAACACUACGACAUGCGGCUGGGGGGGCUGCCGCUGGCUGCGGGGGCGGGCCGGGUGUCGUUCUCCAGCUACCCGGGCCAGCUCAGCUCCGCUGACGACUGGUACCUCCUGGGCAGCGGGCUGGUGGUGACGGAGACCUCCCUGGACGUGUACGACCACACGCGGUACAACAGCUCGUACGGCUGCUCGCCCGCCUCGCUGCUGGCGUGGCAGCGGGUGGGGGCGGCAAACAUGCUGGGAGGGGACGGGCCGGGCUGGGCGAGGCUGGCGGCGGCGUAUAACAGCGGCACCUACAACAACCAGUAUAUGAUUGUCAACCUGGCUCGCUUCUCCCCCGGUCGCGAGCUGCAACCCGGCCUGCUGACCAUCAGCGAGAUCAUACCCGGCAUGGUGGUCACGGCGGACGCCACAUCGGAUCUGGAGCGGGGACACUGGCCCUCGUACAAUGUGCCGUACUUCCCCCAGGUGUACGAGGCGACGGGCUACCGGCGACACGCGGAGGCCCUGGCGCGGCGGGGCCCCGCGUUCGCUGAGGCGGCAGCGGGGUUGAGCUACCAGCUGGCACCGCGGGCCAAGAUAUUCAGACGGGAUGCGGCCGGCGCCAACGACCUGGCCUCCUUCCGCGCGCUGCUCCGCUCCAACAGCUGGCGGCCGCACCGACCCACCGACCCACUGGCUGCCGACUCGCCCUGGAACGCGCUGUGCGGGCGGGGGGAUCUGGAUCCCGAAGACCCGGAUGUGUACGGCUGCUAUGAUGGCAAGGUCACCAACUACAGACGCGCCCUGGAGCUCUCCGCUGACGCCAUCAACGGCCCCACCACGGAGGGGGGCCAGCCGCCCUUCCGGUGGGAUGCGCACCCGCGGUUCAACCGGAUACCGCGGCGGGGCAUGUUGGAGGAGUACGACACGCAGUGGGAGGAGCAGCGGCCGUGA
Molecule: messenger RNA, 1502 nt
Organism: Astrephomene gubernaculifera
Lineage: Eukaryota; Viridiplantae; Chlorophyta; Chlorophyceae; Chlamydomonadales; Astrephomenaceae
Source: the annotation of a GenBank genome assembly